GGUGAAUCUGGUCGGAGGAUGAAAGAUGCAGGGCCCAAGAGGCGACCUAUCAAGCACCCUGGAGGUCUUGGUCCGCCGCCAUAUCAGUGGACCAAAAAGCAACUCGAAACCAUUGAUGCGACGUGCCAGAGGAUUGCUGAGAUUGGACUUGAACACUACAAUACCAACAAAGCCCCCUAUACUGGGGAUGGUGCUACCUAUGAGCUGGUGGAAACAAGGGAUAGCACCUCAUUCAUCCAACGCAUGACAUCAAUUGUUAAGGCUCAUUCCAACUUUACUGCCAAGCCCGUCCACUCAAAUGGACCCACAAUGCUCUUCUUUACUGAACUCUCAUCUCCAGUUUCAUCCAAGAAACCUUUUGUAGCAACUAACACUACUGUUCACAGCUGCUGCUUGCUUGGCUGUGAUGGUGAAGGUA
Cuscuta europaea is the source of this 418-nucleotide messenger RNA. Lineage: Eukaryota; Viridiplantae; Streptophyta; Magnoliopsida; Solanales; Convolvulaceae. The record is from the annotation of a GenBank genome assembly.